UCAGAUUGGGUGCCACGAGGCGGAAAUACGCAACAGGGGGGGUUCCGGUGACCGCGUAGGUUCCGGCGACUAAGUCGGCAAAAUGGAGGAGGUACCUCACGACUGUCCCGGGACCAGCAGCGCCCAGGCCGGCCGAGGGGCCGCAUGUCAAGGGUGCCCCAACCAGCGGUUAUGCGCUUCUGGAGCCGGUGCGACUCCUGACCCGGCUAUAGAGGAAAUCAAAGAGAAAAUGAAGACUGUGAAGCACAAGAUCUUGGUGUUGUCUGGAAAAGGCGGUGUUGGGAAAAGCACCUUCAGCGCCCACCUUGCUCAUGCCCUAGCAGAGGAUGAAAACACGCAGGUUGCUCUUCUAGACAUUGACAUAUGCGGGCCGUCAAUUCCCAAGAUAAUGGGGUUAGAAGGAGAACAGGUUCACCAGAGCGGCUCAGGCUGGUCUCCAGUGUUCCCAGAAGACAACCUGGGGGUGAUGUCGGUGGGUUUCUUGCUCAGCAGUCCUGAUGACGCCGUUAUCUGGAGGGGACCAAAGAAAAAUGGCAUGAUCAAGCAGUUCCUCCGUGACGUGGACUGGGGGGAGGUGGACUACCUCAUCGUGGAUACCCCACCCGGGACGUCGGACGAGCACCUCUCGGCCGUCCAGUACCUGGCCGCGGCACACAUUGACGGGGCGGUGAUAAUCACCACCCCUCAGGAGGUGUCGCUCCAGGAUGUCCGGAAAGAAAUCAACUUCUGCCACAAGGUGAAGCUGCCCAUCAUCGGGGUGGUGGAGAACAUGAGCGGUUUCAUCUGCCCGAAGUGUAAGAAAGAGUCUCAGAUAUUCCCGCCAACGACGGGGGGUGCGGAAGUCAUGUGCCAGGAUCUGAAGAUCCCUCUGCUCGGCAAAGUGCCUCUGGACCCACACAUAGGUAAGAGCUGCGAUGAAGGACGGUCGUUUUUGAUUGAUGCACCGGAUUCCCCAGCCACAUUAGCCUACAGAAGUAUAAUUCAAAGAAUCCAAGAGUUUUGUAAUCUCCAUCAGCCAAAAGAAGAGAACCUCAUUAGUUCCUGAAACCAGGGAACAUUGUGGGCACAAGCGGCGUGUCUAGUGAAACCUGACCGGAUCGGGGACAAAGUGGGAGUCAAGGACAGAGAGGGACCAGACUCUGGUGCGGUGUGAAGUCACUUUUUCAGAGACACUUUAAUAUUUGUACACUUUUCUUUAGAACAUGGGUAAAGGGCAUUCUUUACGAAUGUGCUGUUUUAAAUUAAAAACGUCUCCUCAAACCUCUCCCUGAGGCCUGCUUCGCUGAAAAACACAAA
Molecule: messenger RNA, 1296 nt
Organism: Pteropus alecto (black flying fox)
Lineage: Eukaryota; Metazoa; Chordata; Mammalia; Chiroptera; Pteropodidae
Gene: NUBP1
Product: nucleotide binding protein 1
Exons: 11
Coding region: 83-1045 (320 amino acids)
Biological process (GO): iron-sulfur cluster assembly
Cellular component (GO): cytosol
Molecular function (GO): ATP-dependent FeS chaperone activity; ATP binding; 4 iron, 4 sulfur cluster binding
Source: RefSeq, a predicted model, not a curated record